This is a messenger RNA of Oryza sativa Japonica Group (Japanese rice), 958 nucleotides long. RefSeq lists its product as uncharacterized. Gene Ontology annotation, cellular component: TIM22 mitochondrial import inner membrane insertion complex. Gene Ontology annotation, biological process: protein insertion into mitochondrial inner membrane. NCBI's taxonomy places the organism in Eukaryota, Viridiplantae, Streptophyta, Magnoliopsida, Poales, Poaceae. The record is from RefSeq and is a predicted model, not a curated record. Gene Ontology annotation, molecular function: transmembrane protein transporter activity.
AGCCCCCCCCCCCCCCCCCCACACACACACACACACCGGCGCCGCCGCCCCUACUCCGAUGGCUACUCCGGCCAGCGAGCCCGCCGGCGCAGGGACGCCGGAGCCAGCAGCGCCGUUCUCCGCCGACUGGAAGGAGCGGAUCUUGCUGCCCGCCGCGGUCGCCGGUGUGGUCGGAGCUGGAUUCGGGCUGCUGUCGCGGCACCGGGCUCGCCUUGGCGCCGCCCGCGCCACCGCCACCUACGCCGCCAACCUCGCCAUCGUCGCCGGGUGCUACGGUGGAGCACGUGAACUUGCAAGAGAUGCUCGGGCUUCAACACCUGAUGAUCCCAUGAACUCCGUUGUUGGUGGGCUAGCAAGCGGAGCUGUUCUUGGUCGAUUACAAGGCGGACACUUUGGGGCAGUUAAGUAUGCAGUUACCUUUGCAGCUGCUGGUACCGCAUUGGACUAUGCUGCACUGAAGCUGAGUCCUCAAAUUAAUGGCAAAUGGCAUGCCCUGAAAGAACAUUUUUCUGGAGACAAAGACUGGUUUACGCUCCCCGAAUGGUCGCCUAUUCAGGUGUUGGAUGAGGAGGCCUUGGCGAAGAAACGAGCUCGAGAAGAGAAGUUGUUCGCUCAGCGAGCUCUCAGUAAACUUAGCAAGGAGGAACCAUAGUUACAGUGCUACAGUACUGCUAUAGACUUGAUAGUUUUGUCAAGGCGCUAUGCGUCACGUAAACCAUUAUAGUUCUAGACUGUUAGAACAUUCAAAUUUUGGAGUUUUUUUUAUCUUUUCGUUAUCCUUUGUAAGCUUUUCACGGAAAGGGAGAAACCAUGUUGGUCAUUGUUGUACUGGAAAGGGUUUUAGCUUCCAAAACAUUUGCUUGUCUGCUGUGGUGUUUGUAAUACUGCUGGUAAUCUGGCACCUUUUGGAAGUAAACUCUUUGAAUCACAAACCAGAAUGUGAAAUUUAAAUGCGUUA